ACGUUGUCCAGUCACAAUCGAGAUUUUCGGUAAACUACAAGAGAACGUUUUUUUGUCGUCGUUCGUUAAUACAUUCGUGGCUCUUAUCAUGCGCAUUAUUCAUCAUAUAAUUUAUUAAAUUAUUACGUCGAGGAAGUCAUCUGAUUAAUUUGAUCGAAUUUGUUUAUUAUUCUGCUUUGUCAUUUCGAUUGAUUCUAUUGUCUCUUACACUCACUUUGCGGAAAGGCUAACAUGGACGGUAAUAAAGAUGAGGCAGAAAGAUGUAUUGAACUUGCUGAACGUUAUUUGCGUGAAAAAAAAUUCGAAGAUGCGGAAAAAUUCAUACGUAAAGCACAAAAGCUUUAUCCAACGCAAAAAACAGAAGAUCUAUUAACAAAAGUUACAUCUCUAUUAAAACAAAAUGUGAAAACUGAAUCAGAACCUACUGUUAGAAAGAGACAUACUGUUAAUAAGGAAAAUUCUCAAGCCCAAGCUACCACUGAAUAUACAAAAGAUCAACUUGAAGCUGUAAAAAGAAUUAAGAAAUGUAAAGAUUAUUAUGAAAUUUUGGGAGUAAGUAAAGAUGCAACAGAUAGUGAUAUUAAAAAAGCUUAUAAAAAGUUGGCACUUCAAUUACAUCCUGACAAAAACAAAGCUCCAGGAGCUGCAGAAUCAUUUAAAGCCAUUGGAAAUGCUGUUGCUAUUCUUACGGAUGUUGAAAAACGUAAACAAUAUGAUCUUUAUGGUCCUGAAGAGGAACGACUACAAAGCAGUCAAGCUCGUCAGAAUCAUACACAUUAUAAUUACACACGAGGUUUUGAAGCUGAUAUCACAGCCGAAGAAUUAUUUAAUAUGUUCUUUGGUGGAGGAAUACCUCAGCAAGAAUUUUAUAUGAGACGUACAGGUGGUAGAUGGAUGAGACAGCAAGAAGCACAAGCUCAAAAUGCUCAUUCUCAGCAAGCAAAUGGAUAUACCACAUUUGUCCAAUCAUUGCUUCUUUUGUUGUUAAUAUUGAUAUCUAUGAUGAGCAGUUUUUUUAUAUCAGAUCCUAUAUAUAGUCUACAUCCUAGUGCCAAAUAUUCUAUAGCAAGGAACACCAAGCAAUUGAAUAUACCAUAUUAUGUCAAGGAAAAUUUUCAUACCGAAUAUCAAGGCAGUUUGCAUAGAUUAGAAAUAUCCGUUCAGGAAGAAUUUUUAUUGAACUUGAGACAAGCAUGUUAUAGGGAAAGAAAUUACAAAGACGCACUGUUAUGGAAGGCUCGUAGUUUUCAAGAUCAAGAGAUGUUUAUUAAAGCUAGAAACAUUGAUACACCUUCUUGUAAAAGAUUACAAACUUUGCAAGCUUCAUAGCAUAUUCAUGUAACUCAUUAGAAUUGUGUUGUAGAUAGAUGUAUAUUAUAUUCACGCGUGCAUAUUUAUUUUGAGUGUGACGCAGGACGUUGAGUUAUAUGUUCGUAUCUACUGUCAUACAUCGCGCGCCUUGCAUAGCCUGUCAUUAAUAAUAUGGACCAUGCAUGAUGUUUGAUCCGUAUCUAAAUUGUUAAUUGUUUACUAGAAGAUUAAAUUUGAAUAGUCCAUUUAAUGGUAAUUUUACUAGUAAACUGAUAUUGAAUUUAUAUUAUAUAAUUAGAUGAGAUAAAUUUAGCUUUUUUUAGAUAGAUCGAGUCAGUCAGGAUAGCAUAAAAGUUAUUUAUUUUCGUAGAUUGAACAAUAUCAUUUACGACUUAGAAAUUGUUCAUAUAAUCUUAAAUUUUUUAAUAAACAUCAGAAAUUUUUAGUUUUUAUAAAUUCGGUUCCCUAUAGUAAUAUAAAUGAAAAAAAUAUCUUAAAGUUAUGUAAAGUUAUGUAAAGUUUUAUUGUUUUAUUUCUUUUUAUUUCUUUUUUUUAUAUAUAUAUAUAAACACCUAUGUUUCUAAAAAAAAGACUCUUCUCUUGGCUAUGAUGGUAAUAAAUAAUGGAUAUACCA
Molecule: messenger RNA, 1945 nt
Organism: Vespa velutina
Lineage: Eukaryota; Metazoa; Arthropoda; Insecta; Hymenoptera; Vespidae
Product: dnaJ homolog subfamily B member 12
Exons: 8
Coding region: 232-1329 (365 amino acids)
Biological process (GO): cellular response to misfolded protein
Cellular component (GO): endoplasmic reticulum membrane
Molecular function (GO): Hsp70 protein binding
Source: RefSeq, a predicted model, not a curated record